AUGACUCGAUGGUAUCCUCCGCUAUCCUGGGCGGGCCGGCCAGUAUCCCUGGCGCUGGACAGCGCCAAGCGACUGAGGCACGCGGUUCUGCACUCGGCGGGGCACGCGGUCGACAAGGCCGUCGCGGGCGCGGUGGGCGCGGGCGUGUUCUCGCCGCUCAAGGGCUACCACUUCGACGACUCACCCUACGUGGAGUACCGAGGAACCUUGCCGGCAGGCCUGGAGAAGGAUGCCUUCAUCGAGAAGUGUAACAGCGAGCUCGACAAGCUGGUGGUGGCGAAUAUGGAGACUGUGGUCAAGAUGGCGGAUCAGGUGCGUGCGUGGGGCCCAGGGGCCGGUGAGCGAGGGGGGCGGGGGGCGGCAUAGCGGGGAGCAUCCUCCACGACGGGUCGUCGAGUCUCGUGUGUGGUGCGGCCCCUUUUCGGGGGAAGGCAUUGGCCGAACUAGCGGCGGAUGCACACAGUACAGCUAGUAGUCCAAAGAGUGGGGGCGCUAGUGCUUCGGACACUGUAUCCCACCGGAUAACGGACUACAAAAGGUUGUUCUUUCGAAGUGGGUUUUUUAGCAUUGACCGUACAUUUCUCAUUUUUGGGUACCCUCCCCCCCAUACUUCGUGAGCUCGGCAACCAGGUUACCGUUUUUUUUUCCUCCCCCCCGGUGUUUGCCACAUGUCGGGCACAUAGACGCUUUGAGUGAGGAAAGACACAAACUGAAACCUCACAGGUGAUUUGUAUUGGAGAUUGCGAGACACCUAGACGUGUUGAGUGGGGAUAGCUGCAUACUGAAACCUCACAGAUGGAUUGGUUUUUGAGUUUGCCAGACACAUAGACGCGCUGCGUGGGGAUAGCUACAUACUGA
Messenger RNA from Ectocarpus sp. CCAP 1310/34, 858 nucleotides. The record is from the annotation of a GenBank genome assembly. NCBI's taxonomy places the organism in Eukaryota, Phaeophyceae, Ectocarpales, Ectocarpaceae.